AUGGGUGGUGGUAACGGUGCCAAAGCAGCUCAGAAACGUGAACGGAAUGCGAAAGCUACUGGUGCCACGGCCAAGUCUCAGCUCAAAGUGAAUGAAGCCGCGAAGAACAUUCAAUGCAAGGUCUGUUUCCAAACGUUUCUACAAACCAGUCGAGAACCUGCUCUGAAAGAGCAUGCAGAAAACCGGCAUAGUAAAGCCUUACUCGAGUGUUUUCCGAUGUGGAAACCCUAG
Puccinia triticina is the source of this 231-nucleotide messenger RNA. RefSeq lists its product as uncharacterized. The coding region runs from base 1 to 231 and encodes 76 amino acids. The record is from RefSeq and is a predicted model, not a curated record. Lineage: Eukaryota; Fungi; Basidiomycota; Pucciniomycetes; Pucciniales; Pucciniaceae. The transcript is spliced from 4 exons.